AUCCGUCGCACCGCACGAACGGCGACCGACCAACCGGCCGCCCGUGUGGUCCCUUUGCAAAUAUGCCAUUUGCUACAGAGUCUGACCUUGAAGCGUGUUUCCCAGAAAAUAUACACUGCUAGCCUAAGUACCAAACACCUAUUCUGAACUGUGAAGCAGUGUCACAGUGUUAUAAAUAUAUAUCGACGUGUGCCUGCGUUAUCUUGGUCAUCCUCAUAAGCUCACGGAUAGGAACAAGUCGCAAUGACCGAUCCGAGCUUCUUCGUCGGGAUCCUAGGGAACGUAAUCUCCAUACUCGUCUUCGCGUCGCCGAUUGGCACGUUCCGGAGGAUCGUGAGGAACAAGGGCACGGAGGACUUCAGGUGGCUGCCGUACGUCACCACCCUGCUCAGCACCUCGCUCUGGACCUUCUACGGCCUCCUCAAGCCCGGCGGCCUCCUCGUCGUCACCGUCAACGGCGCCGGCGCCGCGCUCGAGGCCGUCUACGUCACGCUCUACCUUGCCUACGCGCCCAGGGAGACCAAGGCGAAGAUGGCGAAGCUGGUGCUGGCCGUGAACGUCGGUUUCCUUGCCGCGGUUGUCGUGGUGGUGCUGGUGUCGUUGCACGGCGGCGUCCGGCUGUUCGCGGUGGGGCUUCUGUGCGCCGCGCUGACGAUCGGGAUGUACGCAGCACCGCUGGGCGCAAUGCGGACAGUGGUGAAGACGAGGAGCGUGGAGUACAUGCCCUUCUCCCUGUCCUUCUUCCUCUUCCUCAACGGCGGCGUCUGGAGUGUCUACUCCGUGCUCGUCAAGGACUACUUCAUCGGAAUCCCCAACGCCAUCGGCUGCGUCCUGGGCGCGGCGCAGCUGGUGCUGUACAUGGCGUACUGGAAGUCGACGAAGCCGGCGGCACGCAAGGACGACGAGGCGGGGUCGGAGGAGGAGGAGGAAGGGCUGGUGCACCUGAUGGGGCAGGUGGAGAUGGCGCAGCGGAGGGUGCGGCUGCACAAGGGGCUCAGCCUGCCCAAGCCGUCGGCGGGGCCGCUGUCGUCGCCCCGCAACGGGUUCGGGCACAUCAAGUCCUUCUCCGCCACCCCCGUGGAGCUGCACUCCGUCCUGCACCAGCACGGGCACGGGCGCGGGCGCUUCGAGGCCGUCAAGAAGGACGACGACGAAGCAAACGAUUGACGCUACUCGAUCGAUGGUGCUAGCGUGCAGUGCAGGUGGUGUUUGACCAAGUCUGGGUAUGCACGCGUGUAUAUAGAGUGUUCAUGGAGAGAGUUUGAGUGCGUUUUUUAGGCAGAAAGCUUGAAUCUUGAACAAUUCUUCUUGAGGAAUAAACAUACUUAUUUGGUCCAACUGAAAA
Molecule: messenger RNA, 1345 nt
Organism: Phragmites australis (common reed)
Lineage: Eukaryota; Viridiplantae; Streptophyta; Magnoliopsida; Poales; Poaceae
Product: bidirectional sugar transporter SWEET16-like
Exons: 6
Coding region: 244-1167 (307 amino acids)
Biological process (GO): carbohydrate transport
Cellular component (GO): membrane
Molecular function (GO): sugar transmembrane transporter activity
Source: RefSeq, a predicted model, not a curated record